This is a messenger RNA of Closterium sp. NIES-65, 3729 nucleotides long. NCBI's taxonomy places the organism in Eukaryota, Viridiplantae, Streptophyta, Zygnematophyceae, Desmidiales, Closteriaceae. The record is from the annotation of a GenBank genome assembly.
AUGGACGUGGACGUAGAAAUGGACGUGGACGUGGACGUGGUUGUGGACGUGGACGUGGACGUGGACGUGGACGUGGACGUGGAGGUGGAAGUGGACGUGGACGUGGACGUGGAAGUGGACGUGGACGUGGACGUGGAGGUGGACGUGGACGUGGACGUGGAGGUGGACGUGGACAUGGACGUGGACGUGGACGUGGACCUGGACCUGGACGUGGACAUGGACGUGAACGUAGACAUGGACGUGGACGUGGACAUGGACGUGGACGUGGACGUGGAAGUGGACGUGGACGUGGACGUGGACGUAGAAAUGGACGUGGACGUGGACGUGGACGUGGACGUGGACGUGGACCUGGACGUGGACAUGGACGUGGACGUGGAUAUGGACGUGGACGUGGACGUGGACGUAAACGUGAACGUGGACAUAAAAAUGGACGUGGACGUGGACGUGGACGUGGACGUGGACGUGGACCUGGACGUUGACGUGGACGUGGACGUGGACGUGGACGUGGACGUGGAGGACAUGGACGUGGACGUGGACGUGGACGAGGACGAGGACGUGGACGUGGACGUGGACGAGGAGGACAUGGACGUGGACGUGGACGUGGACGUGGACGUGGACGUGGACGAGGACGAGGACGUGGAGGUGGACGUAGACGUGGACGUGGACGUGGACGAGGACGUGGACGUGGACGUGGACGUGGAUGUGGACGUGGACGUGGACAUGGACGUGGACGUGGACGUGGACGUGGACGUGGACGUGGACGUGGACGUAGACGUGGACGUGGACGUGGACGUGGACGUGGACGUGGACGUGGACGUGGACCUGGACGUUGACGUGGACGUGGACGUGGAGGACAUGGACGUGGACGUGGACGUGGACGUGGACGUUGACGUGGACGUAGAAAUGGACGUAGACGUGGACGUGGACGUGGACGUGGACGUGGAGGUGGACGUGGACCUGGACGUGGACGUGGACGUGGACGUGGAGGACAUGGACGUGGACGUGGACGUGGACGUGGACGUGGACGUGGACGUGGACGAGGACGAGGACGUGGACGUGGACGUGGACGUGGACGUGGACGUGGACGUAGAAAUGGACGUGGACGUGGACGACAUGGACGUGGACGUGGACGUGGACGUGGACGUGGAUGUGGACGUGGACAUGGACGUGGACGUGGACGUGGACGUGGACGUGGACGUAGAAAUGGACGUGGACGUGGACGUGGACGUGGACGUGGACAUGGACCUGGACCUGGACGUUGACGUGGACGUGGACGUGGACGUGGACGUGGACGUGGAAAUGGACGUGGACGUGGACGUGGACGUAGACGUGGACGUGGACGUGGUUGUGGACGUGGACGUGGAAAUGGACGUGGACGUGGACGUGGACGUGGACGUGGACGUGGACGUGGAGGUGGACAUGGACGUGGACGUGGAGGACGUGGAGGUGGACGUGGACGUGGACGUGGAGGACGUGGACGUGGACGUGGACGUUGACGUGGAGGACGUGGACGUGGACGUGGACGUGGACAUGGACGUGGACGUGGACGUGGACGUGGACGUGGACGAGGACGAGGACGUGGACAUGGACGUCGACGUCGACGUGGACGUGGACGUGAACGUGGACGUGGACGUGGUCGUGGACGUGGUCGUGGACGUGGACGUGGACGUGGACCUGGACCUGGACGUUGACGUGGACGAGGACGUGGACGUGGACGUGGAGGACAUGGACGUGGACGUGGACGUGGACGUGGACGUAGAAGUGGACGUGGACGUGGACGUGGACGUGGACCUGGACCUGGACGUGGACCUGGACGUGGACGUGGACGAGGACGAGGACGUGGACGUGGAUGUGGACGUGGACGUGAACGUGGACGUGGACGUGGUCGUGGACGUGGUCGUGGACGUGGACGUGGACCUAGACCUGGACGUUGACGUGGACGAGGACGUGGACGUGGACGUGGAGGACAUGGACGUGGACGUGGACGUGGACGUGGACGUAGAAAUGGACGUGGACGUGGACAUAGACGUGGACGUGGACGUGGACGUGGACCUGGACGUGGACGUGGACCUGGACCUGGACGUAGAAAUGGACGUGGACGUAGAAAUGGACGUGGACGUAGAAAUGGACGUGGACGUGGACAUGGACGUGCACGUGGACGUGGACAUGGACGUGGACGUGGAGGACAUGGACGUGGACGUGGACGUGGACGUUGACGUGGACGUGGACGUGGACGUGGACAUGGACGUGGACGUGGACGUGGACGUGGACGUGGACAUUGACGUGGACGUGGACGUGGACGUGGACGUGGACGUGGACAGGGACGUGGACGUGGACGUGGACCUGGACGUGGACGUGGACGUGUACCUGGACGUGGACGUGCACGUGGAGGUGGACGUGGACGUGGACCUGGACGUGGACCUGGACGUGGACGACAUGGACAUGGACGUGGACGUGGACGAGGACGAGGAUGUGGACGAGGACGUGGACGUGGACGUGGACGUGGACGUGGACGAGGACGUGGACGAGGACGUGGACGUGGACGUGGACGUGGACGUGGAAGUGGACGUGGACCUGGACGUGGACGUGGACGUGGACGUGGACGUGGACGUAGACGUGGACCUGGACCUGGACGUAGACGUGGACGUGGACGUGGACGUGGACGUGGAUGUGGACGUGGACGUGGACAUGGACGUGGACGUGGACGUGGACGUGGACAUGGACGUUGACGUGGACGUGGACGUGGACGUGGACGAGGAGGACAUGGACGUGGACGUGGACGUUGACGUGGACGUGGACAUGGACGUGGACAUGGACGUGGACGUGGACGUGGACGUGGACAUGGACGUGGACCUGGACAUGGACGUGGACCUGGACGUGGACGUGGACAUGGACCUGGACCUGGACCUGGACGUGGACGUGGAUGUGGACGUGGACGACAUGGACGUGGACGUGGACGUUGACGUGGACGUGGACGUGGACGUGGACAUGGACGUGGACGUAGACGUGGACGUGGACGUGGACGUGGACGUGGACGUGGACGUGGACAUGGACGUGGACGUGGACGUGGACGUGGACGUGCACGAGGACGAGGACGUGGACGUGGACGUGGACGUGGACGUGGACGUGGACAUGGACGUACGCGUGAACGUGGACGUGGACGUGGACAUGGACGUGGACGUGGACGUGGACGUGGACGUGGACGUGGACGUGGACGUGGACAUGGACGUGAACGUGGACGUGGACGUGGACGUGGACGUGGACAUGGACGUGGACGUGGACGUGGACGUGAACGUGGACGUGGACGUGGACGUGGAGGAGGUGGACGUGGAGGACGUGGAGGAUGUGGACGUGGAGGACGUGGACGUGGACGUGGAGGACGUGGACGUGGACGUGGACGUAGACGUGGUCGUGGACGUGGACGUUGACGUGGACGUGGACGUGGUCGUGGACGUGGAGGACUUGGACGUUGACAUGGACGUGGACGUGGACGUGGACGUGGACAUGGUUGUGGACGUGGACGUGGACGUGGACAUGGACGUGGAUGUGGAGGUGGACGUGGAAGUGGACGUGGACGUGGACAUGGAUGUGGACGUGGACGUGGAUGUGGACGUGGACGUGGACGUGGAGCUUGCCUGGUCGAGGAGCGUGCUUGGUCCAGGAGCUUGCCUGGUCCAGGAGCUUGCUUGGUCCAGGAGCUUGCCUGGUCCAGGAGCUUGCCUUGUCUAG